Molecule: messenger RNA, 719 nt
Organism: Meloidogyne enterolobii
Lineage: Eukaryota; Metazoa; Nematoda; Chromadorea; Rhabditida; Meloidogynidae
Source: the annotation of a GenBank genome assembly
UUCGAAAUAACGGUCCUUUUAAAUGAUCCCAGACUAAUUCCUCCUAAAAUGCCCUUCAAUUUAAUCAAAGUUUUCUUCAGUCCCUUUGAGUUCGUUAUAUCUAAAUUCGAUUUUAAUUAUUAUUUUUUUAUAAUAUUUAAAAGGUUUUCUCAAAAACUUCAAUGGAACAAUUAAAUCAAAAAUCAAUUUUAUUAACUUCUUACCUCGAAUUUUUACUUGAAAAUAAUAAAUUUAAUCAACAAAAAGGCAAUUUAAUUAAUUUUAUUCAAAUAACACCAAAAGAUCACAACCAAAGAGGAUGCCAAUUAUCUUUAAAAUUUAAUUGCCAAAUUGAUAAAAUUCAUAAAAAAUUGUCAGAAAGAGGAAUUGUGGUAAAAAAUAAAAUGAAAAUUUAUUUUUAAGAUCUUUUUUUAAUUUAUUAAAAAAAUAAUUAUUGAAUUAUUUAUUUAAAUAAUUUUAAAAAAUCAUAAAAUUUAAAUAAUCAAAAAAAUAUUUUUUUAUUUUUUAUGUUGAUAAACGCAAUCCAAAUGUAAUUCGAGUUUCCCCAGCACCUCUUUAUAAUACAUUUAUGGAUGUUUGGUUAUUUGUUCAGACACUCGAUGAAGUUAUUAAUUUAACAGAAAAUGAAAUGAUUUUGGAGGAAAAAGAAAAAAAUAAUAAAAAUUAACGAACAAAAAUAUAUAUUUUGUAUUUAAUUUGAUAAAAUUAAAAAUUUUAUA